This is a messenger RNA of Salvelinus sp. IW2-2015, 4921 nucleotides long. RefSeq names its product protein phosphatase 1H. Gene Ontology annotation, biological process: protein dephosphorylation. NCBI's taxonomy places the organism in Eukaryota, Metazoa, Chordata, Actinopteri, Salmoniformes, Salmonidae. The record is from RefSeq and is a predicted model, not a curated record. Gene Ontology annotation, molecular function: protein serine/threonine phosphatase activity.
GACAUGACUGAGAAGAGCAUGUGAUGUGGGAGAGUCUCAAAUAGAAUAAGCAGAAAAUGCUUUGUCGUGCAGAAAAGGAGACCAACUAGGCUACUUACUACAAAGAGGAUGUAGGCAACUCCAAAGAGGAUAUAGGCUAUCUGUCAGCUGACUUCACUCACCAUAUUUUGAGGGUCAAGCAAACACUUGGUUUGAAGUGCCUUUCACUGUACCUUGCCGUCGGUUCUUGUUGUAGCAGUCUACUGUUGCCUACCUGCCACGGCAUUCCAGGAUAAUUAGCCUACAUUUUUCACCUACUGGCGCUUUGCCAAUAACAGCUGCUCACCGUCAUAGCGCGAUAGGUACGCGACCUAAUCCAGCAAGCAAACGGUUUGUCACAUGACUGUGCUCACCAUGAGUUUAUUUCCGCGUUCAUUCGGUACAGAAUGAUUUGAUAGAGAGAGGUGCAUACCUGAACCGUUGCGGUCCGCAAAACGCGCCGCCGAGCCUCGGCGAUAUUCCGAGAAAGGGGACCCCGGCAUUAGCAUUGCUUGGACACACGCUGCAGCAAGAACAUGCUCACCCGGGUGAAAUCAGCUGUGGCCAAUUUUAUGGGCGGUAUGAUGGCUGGCAGUUCGAACAGUGAACCUCUCGGUGGCUCCGAAUUACCGCUGAAAUACCCGUACACAAGACCGGAGUUUCUGGGACUGUCACCGGAUGAAAUCGAGUGCUCGGCGGAUCAUGUUGCUCGGCCGAUACUCAUUCUGAAAGAGACGAAGAGGCUGCCGUGGGCCACUGGUUAUGCAGAGGUGAUCAACGCGGGGAAGAGCCAUCUGAACGAAGACCAAGCGUGCUGUGAGGUGGUGGUGGUGACGAGUAGACCCAGUGCCGGGGGCAACUCCACCUCCAACAGGCCCCCUACCACCCGGAGGAGGUCCUCUCUGCCCAAUGGAGAGGGGCUGGGGCUCAGGGAGAACGCUGACGUGGAGCCCGGACUGACCUUCCACUACUGGGGUCUGUUUGACGGCCACGCGGGCUCAGGGGCAGCGGUGGUGGCAUCUAAGCUGCUCCAGCACCACAUCAUAGAACACCUCCAGGAGGUCCUGGAUGUCCUGAGGAACCCGGCCCAGCUGGCCCCUAUCAUCCAGGGGGAAGAGCCCACCAACUACCACCUCACCCCCACCACCCACCGGGGCAUCACCAGGGCCGCCUCCCUGCGGGGGGCUGCAGGGGCCCCCGGCUCCCCCAGCCACCCCCCGCUCACCAGGUUCUUCACAGAGAAGAAGAUCCAUCACGAGAGCAUGGUGAUGGGAGCCAUAGAGAACGCCUUUAAAGAGAUGGAUGCCCAGAUUGAGAGAGACAAGGCUGUGUUUAACAUCUCAGGAGGCUGUACUGCUCUGUGUGCACUCUUUUUAUUGGGAAAGCUCUAUGUUGGAAAUGCCGGGGACAGCAGAGCGAUCAUUAUCCGAGGUGGAGAGGUCAUCCCCAUGUCUACAGAGUUCACACCAGAGUCAGAGAGGCAGCGCCUGCAGUUCCUGGCCUACAUGCAGCCGCACCUGUUAGGAGGCGAGUUUACACAUCUGGAGUUCCCCAGACGUGUACAGAGGAAGGAGGUGGGGAAGAGGAUGCUUUACCGGGACUUCACUAUGUCUGGCUGGGCAUAUAAAACCAUUGAGGACGACGACCUGAAGUUUCCCCUAAUCUACGGCGAAGGGAAGAAGGCCCGUGUGUUGGCUACUAUCGGGGUCACCAGGGGCCUGGGAGACCACGAGCUCAAAGUGCAUGACUCCAACAUCUACAUCAAGCCCUUCCUGUCCUGCUGUCCCGAGGUCAAAGUGUACCCUCUGACGCAGUAUGAACACGGGGUGGAUGACGUCCUGGUGAUGGGGACAGAUGGGCUGUGGGACGUCCUAUCCAACCAGGACGUUGCCGAGGCAGUCACUGGUUUCCUUGCCAACUGUGGCCCUGACGACCAGCAUAGGUACACGAUGGCAGCUCAGGACUUGGUGAUGAGGGCACGGGGGGUCCUGAAGGACCGAGGCUGGAGGAUAGCCAACGAACGUCUGGGCUCCGGAGACGACAUCUCUGUCUACAUCAUCCCUCUGAGGUACGGCAACCUGCAGACCUAGCCGUAGCCCAGGCCCAGCUCACCACCACCCACCAUGGGACUCUAGACAGGUCUGUGUCCAAAAUGACACCCUAUAUAGUGCACUACUUUAGGCCAAGGCCAUGACAAGUAUUGCAUUAUGUAGGGAAUAGGGUGCAAUUGUAGGUGUUCUCCCAACCGGCAGAUCUAGCUAAGGACCAGCUCACCACCCACCAUGGGACUCUAGACAGGCUGCAAUUGUAGGUGUUCUCCCAACCGGCAGAUCUAGCUAAGGACCAGCUCACCACCCACCAUGGGACUCUAGACAGGCUGCCCCCCUCUCCCAUCUAUCCUAUCCCCUCUGUCCUAAAAUCAAUGCCCUGGUGCUCUCACAGUGCUUCAUCCCGAACGGUUUUCCUGAGGAAACAAAAUGGCUGCUGGUUGUUGUACAGUACAGGGUAGCAUGAUUGUUCUUGUCUCUUGUGAAAGGAAGGAAAAUCUCAGGAUGUUCCAAUAUACAGUACCUUCAGUUUCUUCUUGUGUUUCUGUGCUGCAAAGGAACAAAGGACAAUUCUGGAUUUAAAGGCCUACUGGGGCCAUGUAUUUCGAGUAAUUCAUAACUAACUCUUUGUUGUUUUUCAGUAGGCUACGGCUUCUGCAUAGCCAAAUAUUUUCUGAUGCAAUGGAAGAGUAUUGCUUUCACAAAAGCAAUACUUCUCUUAUGGAUAUCGCAUGGGGAAAGACAAAGGGGCUCUUUCAAAGUGCAAUGCUUUAUGGGAUUGUUUUUUAUCCUUUUUAGAUGAGAUAUUGUUACUAUAUUACUGAUUAUGAACAGGUAAAAAUACUUAAAAAUGAAUGGAUUUUAGAUAUCCAUGCUGUACAGUGUAAAGAACCUGUUUUGAGUUGUCUGUAUAUACUGUACGUUAUGAAACCUCUCCUGUCCCUAUGAUCCAUUACAUACAUAAGUCACUGACCUAGACAGUACAAUCCUACCACAGACAAACUAUAGCCUUCAGCUUUCAGAACUAGUGUUCCUCUCUAAGUGUAAGGUGAAUGAAGUCAGUCUUAUGGUCGUUGUAUUGCCAGUGACAAUGUUAAUCUCUCAUUGUUUCUUUUUUCUUAAUUUUGAUAGGUUUGUUUUUUCUUUGUCAUUGCGAUGACCCUGAAAGUGGAUUUACUUAAAGGAUGUGAAGGAACACAUUUUAUACAUAAUUGUGAAACAGCUACCUCAUGUUUUCCCUUGCCCGUUUAACCUUUUAUGUUUCUAUAUGUCAAAUACUUGUUUGCAUCAUCCUGUUUGCGUGCUCGUUUACUUUUCAAAUAUGAAACAGCCAUUCCUUAAUUAAUUGUCACUAGUUUUCAUACAAAUAUACCUUAGUUUAGCUCUGUAAAAAAUAUUAGGAAAAUUAGGGAAACUGUAUAGCGACAUGAAUAGGAUGUAAAAUGGGUCAAGUUUACUGAAUGUUCUUACAGCUGAAUCCUAAAUUGAGACAUGGUUGUCAUUUUAUCUUAUUGAGACGUGCUUGAUUUACUCAAAAGUUCAAGUUACGAGUGUGGAUCUCUCAAAUGAACAUUCAGUCCUUGAAGGCUAGAGUUACAUCCCUUAAGCAGAUACAUUGAUUAGCAAGUGCUUGGGAGGAACACAUGAGAUUAAAUUGAAUGCUGGUAUGAAAACUGUUGCUCUCUGUUUUUUGUUGUUUUUAAGUGAUCUUUACUUGUAGUUUACUGAACAUGUGUCACAACUCAGGGAGCUAUGUGACCGAUUCUCAUGCCGGAUGCUAUACAGAAAAUGUGUCUGUACCAGAGGAGGCUGGUGGGAGGAGCUUUUGGAGGACCGGUUCAUCGUACAGACUGGAAUGGAAAAAUGGAACGGUAUCAAGCACAUCAAACAUGGAAACAAGGUUUGACGCUGUUCAUUCAAUGCCAUUCCAGUCAUUACAAUGAGCCUGUCCUAUAGCUCCUCCCACCAGCCUCCUCUGCUCUACAGGAAUUCUUAUUUUAUCCUGAAUCCUUGUUAUUAUGCAGUCUGGUAUUUACACUUUGCUGAACAAUACUCUGCAAACUAACCAUUUAGGGCAUUAACCUGAAUCGAUUGCUGUUCAGAUACAGUAUGAAGGAUGUACAGUGUAUUCUUUGGUUUCCACCUCUUCCAUUUUCUGGAUAAGAAAAUAGAGGAUGUAAUGCCAGGUGCACUUCCUUUAUUCAAUGCAGUAUGAUGACAAUGUUCCUGGAUGUCCAGUCAUGAACUACACUAAUGGACAUUGUACACAUCUCUCCUACUGCCGUGGGACCUCUACUGAUGCCACUGGCGCUCUAAAAACACUGACACAAUCACUAAUGAUGUCAGAACUUGGGACUUGCUAGAUGUCGUUUUAAGUGGAUUCAUCUCUGAGUUGUUUAAAACCGUUGUUAGGGAGGUGUUGAUGUGUGUMUCGCUGACUAAGACCGCACUGUUUCGAGUCCAAUCAAAUUAGUCUAGUCAUGGCCUAAUCCAUGUUAAUUUGUCUCUGUUCCUUUUAAUGUAUUUGGCAUGUUUCUUUUCAAGCUGUUUCAAAGUGUUUUUGUUCUGAUAACACAAACUUUACUCAUCUAUUUCUCUAUGACUGACCUGCUCAAAACAUUGCAGAAAGAGGCCCAGGGCUCUAUUCAGUCUGGAUCGCCGAAGCGUUACAGAUUGUGAUAGAAAUGUAAAGGUACUUUCAGAUUGAGCCGAUAGCGUGGGAACAUUGGCUUUACAUUUCAAUCACACUUUUCAAUCACACUGUAACGCUGAACUUAAUCAAUACAGUUGAAGUCAGAAGUUUACAUACACCUUAGCCAAAUACAUUGUAAACUCAGUUUUUCACAAUUCCUGAC